Fusarium proliferatum ET1 is the source of this 2409-nucleotide messenger RNA. RefSeq lists its product as uncharacterized. The transcript is spliced from 5 exons. NCBI's taxonomy places the organism in Eukaryota, Fungi, Ascomycota, Sordariomycetes, Hypocreales, Nectriaceae. Bases 1 to 2409 code for a protein of 802 amino acids. The record is from RefSeq and is a predicted model, not a curated record. Gene Ontology annotation, cellular component: membrane.
AUGUCGGACUCGGGAGACAGACCUACGACUACCGAGUCGCAUCGAAAUCCUUAUGCGUCGGCCAGCCGCUGGCGACACCAGGAAUCAUCUGCUUAUGCUGCGCAUGCUUCGCAGCUCACUGGCGAUGGCGCACCACGAGACCCUCACCAAACAACCGGUAAUGUGGGCGAGCUUGCAGACUUCCUAAACCAGUCCCGCAUUGAACCAGAAGACGAUAACCGUGAUACGGAAAAGUACAGACCCAUCACCGCCGCUGCCGCUGAUAUCAAUGGAAGCAUUGCUGGCGACAAUGUAGGCCAGAGCCAUGCUGGCCAAGGCGCCCGUGGAGAUAACGCCCCUGAUGGGAAGACCAUCGUCUGUGGUCCUCUUCUGAACUACCGUCGUAUGAAUGAGGGACGAUGGUAUGGGAGCGUUCUCAUAGUCGUCGAAGGUGGCGGCAAAGUUCCCCUGGACCAGCCUUACUUGACUCUGAAGCAAGCUGUUCAGCCCCAAGAGGGUGGCUCUGCAAGUCAAGAACCGACAAAUGGGGCUCAAGAGGAGGCACGUGUUGACGGGAAAUGUCUUUACUCGGAUCCGCGUAACACCUUCUGGGCUUUCGAUAUCAGUGUACCAAUUCAAGCUACAGAGGCCAGCUAUGAAUAUGCUUUGCCCGAACUACGCUUCUCCACCGAGCACAAGCCCCGAGUUAACAGGUUUUUUGUUCCUGCGAAGACCGAGUCCAUGCGUAUCAUGUUCCACUCGUGCAACGGUUUCAGUGUUGGAACUGACGAGGAGGCUUGGAGCGGACCGGCGCUGUGGAACGACGUGGCACGAAAGCACCGCGAGAUUCCUUUUCAUGUAAUGGUUGGCGGCGGUGACCAGAUCUACAACGACGGCAUCAGAGUUGAUGGCCCUCUCCGCCCGUGGACUGAUAUUAGCAAUCCCAAGAAACGUAGAGAGUACCCGUUUCCAGAGGCAAUGCGAGCAGAAUGCGACGACUACUACCUCAAAAACUAUAUUCGAUGGUACAACACUGCCCCCUUUGCUGGGGUCAACGGGCAGAUUCCCCAGAUCAAUAUCUGGGAUGACCACGACAUCAUUGACGGAUUCGGCUCCUAUGUCGAUAACUUCAUGCAGUGUGAUGUAUUCCGUGGUAUUGGCGGCACUGCUCAUAAAUAUUACAUGCUCUUCCAGCAUCAUAUGCCACCUCCUGCGUCGACUUAUACUUCUGACCAUGCCGCCCUCGAGAAAGCGAGCCAAGGACCCGAUCCUAACCAACUGAUGGAUACCUAUGUCGCACCUAUGUUUGAGUCCCCUGAGUAUAUCGUCGGCGACCACCCAGGCCCAUACGUUGCUGAGCGCUCAUUCAACAUCUAUACACGCCUUGGUGCCCGUAUUGCUCUGCUGGGUAUUGACGCUCGAGUAGAGCGCACUCGUCAUCAAAUCAAUUAUCCCGAGACAUACAAAAAGGUCUUCCAAAGGCUUCGUUCCGAGCUUGAAGCAGCAUCAGCGUCAGGAGAGUCAAUCAAACACUUGAUUCUCCUCCUCGGAAUUCCGAUUGCCUAUCCCCGCUUGACUUGGCUCGAAAACAUCUUCCGCAGUCCUGUUAUGGGUCCUAUCAAGAUCCUCAACAAACGUUUUGGGCUCGGUGGAAGUCUGUUCAACCAGUUCGACGGUAGCAUCGAUCUUCUGGAUGAUCUGGAUGACCACUACACUGCAAGGACACACAAGAAGGAAAGACGAGAACUGAUGGUUGAACUUCAAAAAAUAUCUGCCGAGUUCAACAUACGUGUGACGAUCCUUGGAGGUGAUGUUCACCUAGCUGCACUGGGUCGUUUCUACUCCAACCCAAGUCUGAAGAUUCCGGUCGAGGAGGACCAUCGUUACAUGGUCAACGUUAUCUCGUCAGCCAUUGUCAAUAAGCCACCACCCACGGCUGUAGCAAACCUCCUGGCCAGGAGGAACAAGAUCCACCAUUUGAAUGCUAAGACGGAUGAGACCCUGUUGGAUCUGUUCAACAAAGACCCGGGCGACUCAAAUAAGACGGCCAACCACAACCACUGCACAAUGCCAAGCCGGAACUUUGCAACGAUUACCGAAAACUCGCCCAACAACCCGGAAGCCCCCAAUGGCAGCGUUGACGAGAACGGGACAGAGGCAUCAGAGCAGAACUUUCUGGGCAAUGAUGGCCAUAAGGUACUUCACAGGGGAGAGCUUCAGGCUGGAACAACACACAAGGCAGCAUCGAGACAAUCCCAUGGCAGGUCCAACGACGGAACACUUGACGUAUGCAUAAACGUGGAAAUCAACCAGCAUGACAAGGAGGGACGAACCGAGAUGUACGGCUUGACGGUACCAUUGCUCAACUACCGACAGCGAGACGAGCCCAUGACGCCCAGGGAGUCGGUCGCGUCAGGUAGCCAGCAUUAG